Molecule: messenger RNA, 2635 nt
Organism: Mizuhopecten yessoensis (Yesso scallop)
Lineage: Eukaryota; Metazoa; Mollusca; Bivalvia; Pectinida; Pectinidae
Product: cGMP-gated cation channel alpha-1-like
Exons: 5
Coding region: 125-2065 (646 amino acids)
Biological process (GO): monoatomic cation transmembrane transport
Cellular component (GO): plasma membrane; intracellular cyclic nucleotide activated cation channel complex
Molecular function (GO): intracellularly cGMP-activated cation channel activity; intracellularly cAMP-activated cation channel activity; protein-containing complex binding
Source: RefSeq, a predicted model, not a curated record
CUAUAGUAUUUGUUACGUCACUUCCCGGGAGACGUUCAACGACAAGAUAAGCAAUGUAAAUUGCUAUCUGCAAUGUCUUGAAAAUGCCUUAAAUCAUGGGCAGAAACAAAAAAAGACAUCCAAGAUGAUGGAAAAAAUCCGACGGAUGAGUUUUAGCUCCGAAAAAGGACAAAGUGCUGCUCAAAAGAAAUGGAGGACAGCCAUAACGACAGUUCGCCGGGGGAACGCUGUAACAACCCGGCGCCGGUCCAGCGCUGUUGAGGACGACCCGUUUCUGGCAAGAUUUACGGUUACUGGGCGCGCGACCGGCGACGAUGUAGGCGACCACUACUUUAUCGACUUAUUCACGUCAACGUUUUGGAAGGAGUUGGUGAUCAACCCCGCCAAUCCCUCCUACUACUACCUGUCCUUGCUGGUGACGUCAGCUAUCCUCUACAAUCUCAUCGUCGUCAUCCUCAGGGGAAUCUUCUAUGAGAUCAACAAUAUCAGUAUGAUGCACUUUUGGAUGCCUGUCGACUAUCUCUCCGACUUGCUCUACAUGCUGGACAUGUUCUUUAUGAGUCGAAUAGGGUUUUUGGAACAAGGUCUACUUGUACGGGACGUUAAGAGGCUAUCAAAGAAAUAUCGCAGUUCCUGGAUGUUCGCAUUAGACUUUUUGUCUAUCCUGCCGUUAGAGUUUCUUUACAUCAGCGUUGGGUACAACGCAAUGUUACGACUGAACAGGGUUCUGAAGGUGUGGCGGAUGAGAGACUUCUUCAGACUGGCAGAGACACAUACCAAUUCCCCCAACUUGUUCAGGGUGGCUAACCUCAUCUUAAUGAUUAUCGUAAUUAUUCACUGGAACGCAUGCUUCUAUUUCGCUCUAAGUCGACAUUUCGGGUUUGGUACAGACGACUGGGUUUAUCCCGAUACCAACGUCGGCGAUCAAGGCACGUUUAUCAAACAGUAUGUGGUCAGUUUCUACUGGUCAGUAUUGACACUGACAACUAUUGGGGACACCCCCGUGCCCGAGAGGACCCUGUCCUAUGUCUUUUGUAUUGCAUGCUGUCUUAUUGGUGUGUUAAUUUUCGCUACCAUUUUCGGAAACGUCGGUGCAAUGAUCAACGAAAUGAACGCACAGCGCACGGAAUUUCAACAUAAAGUAGACGCCGUAAAACGAUACAUGGAGAUACGAAGGGUUGGUGGAGAGCUCCAGGAGAGAGUAGUUAAGUGGUUUGAUUAUACGUGGAACAACAAACAGUCUGUAGAUGACAAGCAAGCUCUGGAAUUUCUACCGGAAAAGCUCAGAGCUGAAAUAUCUAUACAUGUGCAUUUGGGGACACUCAGAAGAGUAGCAAUUUUUAAGGAUUGUGAGCCGGGAUUACUUGUAGAACUAGUAUUGAAACUGCGAUUACAGGUAUUCAGUCCGGGCGAUUAUAUUUGUCGUAAGGGUGACAUUGGGAAAGAAAUGUACAUAGUAAAACGUGGCAAGCUGCAAGUUGUAUCGGAAGAUGGAAAAACUGUGUUUGUUACACUUAGCGAUGGUUCCGUAUUCGGUGAAAUUAGUGUCUUAAACAUAGCAGGAAACAAAACCGGAAACAGACGGACAGCGAGUGUAAGAAGUAUGGGUUACUCGGACUUAUUCUGUCUUUCUAAGAAUAAUCUUUGGGAAGCUCUGCAAGAGUAUCCCGAAGCAAAGCAAUUACUCAGUGAUAUAGGAAAACAACUCCUACGGAAAGACAAUCUCUUGGACGAAGCGGCAGCAAGGCGAGAGGAACGACGGCGUCAAGACCUUGACAAGAAGAUAGAACUUAUCGGAGACUCUCUUGAGGACCUUAGAGGGGACAUCGGCAACCUCAUGGAGCGGAUCAACGAGAAAGCCAGAGACGAGACAAAUGCCGCCGAAUCUGUCAUCGACAAAGAAAACGCUCAAAACACAACGGGAAACAGACCCGAUUCACCGAUAAAGGAAGAAACAAAGCCGACCUCUGCUGGAAAGAAAGAAACCAAACCUUCUUCGGCUGGAAAGAAAGAAACCAAACCAUCUUCGGCUGGAAAGAAAGAAACAGAACCUUCUUCGGACUGAAAGAAAAAAAAACGCUGUAGUGGAAAAGAAAGACAGAAACACAGUUACCAAUGAUAAAAAGUAACGACAGACGAAUGUAAUAGAAAGUAAGUUGACGAUUUCAAAUACAAUAUACAGUGUCUGCUAGUUGUGAAAACGUCUUCAAACGACUGAAAACCGAUUGGAAAGUUGUAUGGGAGGGCACUGUUGUAUAAUUUAAUAGUUUGUAUACAAAUCAACAAAGGUGUAUCCUUGUUUAUGUAUAACAAUGAGUAUCGCAGUAGAUUAUUAGGUAUCCGCGAUAAUGGUAGCGUUAUAUAAUUGUACUGUUGAUAGAAAAUGUAAAUCGUUUUAAUGUUUUCUCUGUAAUUAUUAGUACAACUAUCAUGUGAAUCAUUGAACGUCUUGUUAUGUAUCGUCAAGUUAAUCUGUCAGAAACUUGUCUGAAUGAACACGUUUACUGGUCUUGUAAUGUAUGCUGUGUAAAUGAAAUGCAAUAAUGUAUAUACUGAAGUUGUAUGUAUCUGAUGUAUUCUAUAAUGCUACUGUCAAGCCGCUGCCAAGCAGUUAUGUGAUUAAACAUGCGUCAUC